CCUCUCACAGGCACCGAAGCCGCACAAACACCUCUUCCGAAAGGCAUUGAUACACAUCACCACAAUGCUGUCCACACCCGCAGGAAAGACGGCCUUGCGGGCGACCGCCACCACCGCCUGCGCCCCAAAAACUUCCGUCCGCCAUCUGGCUUCAUUAGCCGGCACCUCGAGCACCGCGGCCGCGGCCGGCCAGGAUGGCCAACAGAAGCGCGGCAUGGCCACCGUGCAAGAUGCUCCUCCAGUCCACCGCCACGGCGGCCUCAAAGACCAGGACCGUAUCUUCCAGAACCUCUACGGCAACCACGGCGCGGACAUCAAGACGGCGAUGAAGUACGGCGACUGGUACAAGACCAAGGAGAUUCUCGACAAGGGCCACGACUGGAUCAUCUCGGAGAUCAAGACGUCGGGUCUCCGUGGCCGUGGUGGUGCGGGUUUCCCCUCGGGCAUGAAGUGGAGCUUUAUGAACUUCAAGGGUUGGGAGAACGAUUCCAAGCCGAGAUAUUUGGUCGUCAACGCGGACGAGGGUGAGCCAGGUACUUGCAAGGACCGGGAGAUUAUGCGAAAGGACCCGCAUAAGUUGAUUGAGGGAUGUUUGGUGGCUGGCCGUGCGAUGAACUGCACUGCCGCUUACAUCUACAUCCGUGGUGAAUUCUACCACGAGGCUACUGUUCUCCAGCGUGCGAUCCAGGAAGCUUACAAGGAGGGCUUCCUCGGCAAGAACGCUUGCGGUUCAGGUUACGACUUUGACGUUUUCGUCCACCGUGGCAUGGGUGCCUACGUCUGUGGUGAGGAGACUUCGUUGAUCGAAUCGCUCGAGGGCAAGCCCGGCAAGCCUCGCCUGAAGCCCCCGUUCCCCGCAGCCGUCGGUCUGUUCGGUUGCCCCAGCACGGUCGCCAACGUCGAGACCAUCGCCGUCGCCCCGACCAUCAUCCGACGAGGAGGUUCGUGGUUCAACUCCUUCGGUCGCGAGCGCAACUCCGGCACCAAGCUCUUCUGCAUCUCCGGCCACGUCAACAACCCCUGCACCGUCGAAGAGGAGAUGUCCAUCCCCCUCAAAGAACUCAUCGAGAAACACUGCGGCGGCGUCCGCGGCGGCUGGGACAACCUCAAAGCCAUCAUCCCCGGCGGCUCCUCCACGCCGAUCCUGCCGCGGAAGAUCUGCGACGACGUCCUGAUGGACUUCGACGCCCUCAAGGACGCGCAGUCCGGCCUCGGCACCGCCGCCGUCAUCGUCAUGGACCAAUCCACCGACGUCGUGCGCGCCAUCGCGCGCCUGUCCAAAUUCUACCACCACGAGUCCUGCGGCCAGUGCACCCCCUGCCGCGAGGGCUCCAAGUGGACCGAGCAGAUCAUGCAGCGCUUCGAGCGCGGCGAGGCCCGCCUCCGCGAGAUCGACAUGAUGCAGGAGCUCACCAAGCAGGUCGAGGGCCACACCAUCUGCGCCCUCGGCGAGGCCUUCGCCUGGCCCAUCCAGGGCCUCAUCCGCCACUUCCGCCCCGAACUCGAGGCCAGGAUAAAGGACCACACGGCGCGCGCGGGCGGCGAGGCGCUCGCGGGCGGGUGGCAGCACGACGCCGUCAAGCAGGGCAUGUUGGUCUCCCCGGGUCAGUAGAUGGAUUUUCUCCUCCCCCCACGCGAGCCAAAAUAUUGGAGGCAUGGGAUGUGCAUUGUUGGAACGUCAUGGUAGAUGGUGAGCAUUGAAUUUCGCGUUCAUGGUAACGCUUUGAUUCUCGACCGCGAUAGUCUGCGUCGGUCGGGAAAAAGAUGUAUAUACAUUUUCUGGCUCGGUUCCUGUUUCUUAUGUAUCGAUGGGGCGUUUUGCACAAUAGAACGGCGGGUACCUGAGUAUUGCCCAUUCGUCGGACUCGACAUGCACCAAACGCAAAACAAGGAAGGCGAAUGCGGGGCAGCCUGAGCUACAUAAACUGCU
This is a messenger RNA of Dissoconium aciculare CBS 342.82, 1930 nucleotides long. RefSeq names its product NADH-ubiquinone oxidoreductase. The coding region runs from base 65 to 1612 and encodes 515 amino acids. The record is from RefSeq and is a predicted model, not a curated record. Gene Ontology annotation, molecular function: NAD binding; NADH dehydrogenase (ubiquinone) activity; 4 iron, 4 sulfur cluster binding. The transcript has 2 exons. NCBI's taxonomy places the organism in Eukaryota, Fungi, Ascomycota, Dothideomycetes, Mycosphaerellales, Dissoconiaceae.